Molecule: messenger RNA, 2645 nt
Organism: Contarinia nasturtii (swede midge)
Lineage: Eukaryota; Metazoa; Arthropoda; Insecta; Diptera; Cecidomyiidae
Exons: 21
Coding region: 1-2460 (819 amino acids)
Biological process (GO): proteolysis
Molecular function (GO): protein binding; serine-type endopeptidase activity
Source: RefSeq, a predicted model, not a curated record
AUGACUUUCUCGUCGUUUUCACCGCCCAUUUUAUACAGAAUAGGUCACGAAAAAUCACGAAUCAUAGGCGGUGAAGAGGCGGAUCCGGGGGAGUUCCCUUGGAUGGCGGCUUUGGCAUACAUUCGUAGUAACAAAGUGGUUUAUGACUGCGGCGGAACAAUUAUAUCGGAAUAUUUUGUUAUGACCGCGGGACAUUGUGUCCGACCUGAUUAUAAACCGAUUUUUGCAAGACUGGGAGAAAUUGCUAAGAAUGACGAUGAUCGCACGCAAGCCGUAAUUUAUCAAAUACAGGACCAUUAUCGGCAUCUGAACUAUUCGGCGGCAACAAAACAAAAUGACAUUGCAUUGGUAAAAGUAUCAAAAGCCAUUGAGUUUACAAGUAAAAUUGCACCAUGCUUGCAAAUGGACAUUGGCGAUGGAAAUACGGCCGACAGUCUUAUUGUAACCAGAUGGGGUACCACUGAUUCCAGAAGAACUAAUAAAUCGAACGUACUACUUAAAGCCCAACUAAAGUCGAUGUCAUUUUCUGAAUGCAGUCAAACGCUUAUAAACAAAAAUAUUCUUCAAAAUGGUGUUAGCGAAGGGCAGUAUUGCGCAUUCGAUCCAGCAGGAAGGCAUGAUAGUUGUCAAGGAGACGGCCCACUGCGAUACUUUCCCGACGGUGAUUCAUACAUUGCAACAAUAGUUGGAAUCGUUUCUUUCGGUCAAGGUUGUGGCUUGGAAAUGCCUGGUGUUUACACGCGUGUUGCUCAUUAUUUUGAUUGGAUAGAGUCGAUCGUGUGGCCGCUUAAUGGACAACAUUCCAAUCAAACAGGCUUGCCGUUGAUGCUUAUCUCUUUGUUGUUUACGUUGUGUGGGAAAAAUCGAAUUUCGUUUUAUUUUAUAAAAAAUGACGUCAUUAACUGUGUUCAUUCUAUACUUUGCUGUCAUGAUGAUAAGUGGCAUUCCAGCCACUCGACUAAGGAGAGCCGAAAACGUAGAAACAUGGCAAGCCUUUCACAACGCUGCUCAAACUGGCGAUGUACAAAAAAUCGGAGAAUUAAUAAGAAACAGAGUGGACGUUAUGAGCGUAUCGUCCAAAUAUUUAUAGAAAAAGGUGCGGAUGUAAACAUCAUAAAUAAGAUUGGAACUGCACCAAUAAUUGCCGCCGCUCAGGAAGGUCAUGGGCGAGUUGUUGAACUGUUGCUUAAAAACGGUGCCAAUGUCAACAGUCAAAAUCAAUUUGGAUCGACGCCCUUCGCAAAAGGUGCCAAUGUAAAUAUAACAAAUAAGGAUGGAUGGACACCAAUAAGCGCUGCCGCGGAGAAAGGUCAUGUGCAAAUUGUUCAAUUAUUACUUAUGAAUGGAGCGAACGUUAAUCUUCAGAGCAGCAACGGAGCAACCCCACUGUACAGCGCUACGUGGCAUGGGCGUGAAAACAGCGUUGCAGUGUUAGCCCGAAAUGGUGCUGAUGUCAACAUUCAAAAGAACGGUGGAUGGUCACCACUCCAGGCGGCCAUAGAACAAGGUUUUGAGAAGAUUGUGGAGAUUUUAAUGCGGUAUGGAGCCGAUGUCAAAUUGAAAAAUAAUAACAAUGACACAUCAAUGGCUAUUGCCAUUAGAAAAGGAAAUGCGAAAAUCAUUGAAAUCUUGAAAACAGUUCGUCGAAUUCGGCCAGCAGAAACGGCCUGCCAGACGCAUUCAACGGAUCGUAUUAUAAAUGGUGAAUUGGCCGGCGACAAUGAGUUCCCUUGGAUGGCUGCUCUUGGCUACCUCAAUUCAAACUACACGGUGACCUUUGAUUGUGGUGGCACCAUCAUCUCCAACUAUUUUAUUCUCACUGCCGCCCAUUGUGUGAAGGUACGACGACCGGUAGUGAUUCGAUUGGGAAAGGUAUCUUUGACCAAUGCGGAUGGUGAAGAAAUUAGAGCCCAAAAUCGCGAUAUAAAGGACAUUAUUCCUCAUCCGGGUCACUCGAGACUAACAAAAGUCAACGAUAUUGCUCUUAUUCGCGUCCGACACGAAAUUAUAUUUUCAGAAUAUAUUCGACCUGCUUGUUUGCAAAUUGAUUUGCGCGAUGAACCACCACAUGUGAAACUCACUGUUACCGGUUGGGGUUCGACAUCGACCGAACGACUCAUGAGAUCAAACAGAUUACUUAAAACGGAACUGAUAUCGAUGCCAUUAUCGCGAUGUAAUUUAACACUUAUAAAUUGGUUUCGUCUGUCGAACGAUGCAUCUCUGCGAAAUGGUCUGAAUGGAGGUCAAUAUUGUGCGUAUGAUCCAGCUGGAAGGAAUGAUAGUUGUCAGGGUGACAGUGGUGGUCCACUACAGUAUUAUCAGCCCAAUAGAACCGCGACAGCCGUUGUUGUUGGCAUCGUAUCGUUCGGUAGUGGAUGUGCAUCUAGUCUGCCAGCCGUGUAUACAAGAGUGGCUUAUUAUUUGGAUUGGAUCGAACAGAUUGUUUGGCCAAAUGUUUGAAGCCCAUUAUUUGGCCACUAUCUCUAGCAUCAUUUCUAAAAUAGAUUACAAACUCAAAACAAUUGCCAUAAAAAGGGAAAAAUUCAUUACAUUGUGAAUCUGUGAUGCAAACAGAUUUAUUCGAAAAUUCAAAACAUGAAUAAAAUGUCCUACAUCCGUAAGAUGAACUUUUCCGCACUGUGAUC